GGCGACCAUACUAAUUCCAAUACUUCACCCGGCGUUCCCCAGUCCGUUUAUCAUCUACGGGACAGGGAAAGAAACCCAGAGGAUCCCGAGGAGUCUGGUUUGGGAUCAGGUAUGAGGACUCCAAGGAGUAACAACAGCCCGGCGCUGGAGACAGCUGUCGAAAGCAGCUUGCCCGGGACACCAGCAAUCAGCACUAGCAAAACCUUGACGGAACAAGUGGCAGCCCUCGUUAACCGACAACAGCAUAAUACAAUCCCCGAAGAGCCAGAAGGGGGAACGCGAGGUUGUUGGGGGGCAAGGAAGCAUAGAACCGGCUCGAUAGCGUCUUCGAUAGCACCACGAUCGCAAGCGGAAUCCGAAUCAGUGUCGGAUUACAAGAGCAAGGAGAAAGUAGCUUAUUCCAACAACAGCAACAGUAGAGCUCCACCUCCAUCGCAACUAUUUGCCAGGAGACCUCCUACAGCCACGGGAUCAAAUAACUUUCCCAGGAAUAUGAGGGUGGAAACAGAAACAGUGAGCUCAGUUCCGCAGGUCGCUGUAGGGGCUGCUGGAGUGCCUGGGGGGGCAGGCAUCAGGAGCGAAAAUAGCAAUGAUACAAUACGGGCACCUAAGAAGGACAAGAAGAAACCAACGAAGCGUGUUGGAGGCGGAGGGCCUGCUAACCCAUGGAGCAAAGCGGACCUGUUCGCAAGGAGGGUCGCCGAGGCAGUUGACGAGGCAAAUUCAUCAGAUUCCGAGGAAACCUUUGUCUACGAAUCGAACCCCCCUGAGGCACCACAGAAACCCACCAAAAGAUUCCAUUCACGAACCCCAAGCGCAACAUCAAUACAAGGGGGACCAGAUCGGGGAUUGCGGUUACCUCUGCUUGGUUCGAUGGAUGGAAAUCAGAGCGCUGGGAGAAAUGGGAUGAAGUUCGCCAACACUUCAGGGGCUAGCAAUACUAAUGCAGCAAGUGAUGGGGCAACGGAGAAGCAAGCGGCGAUAGAGAGGGAGGAGGAGGGGGAUCGGGGCCAUCGGCAGCUGUUGGGGGAGCUGGUGGCUCAAGGCCGGAGGGACAGUCAGGCUCCGGACAAAAGGAAAAGGGCGGGAAUUCCAGGGGUCAGAAUGGGCAUCGGGCUCUGCUCCCGAGUCUCCGUUUUCAUUGUCACAUAA
Tuber melanosporum (Perigord truffle) is the source of this 1152-nucleotide messenger RNA. RefSeq lists its product as uncharacterized. NCBI's taxonomy places the organism in Eukaryota, Fungi, Ascomycota, Pezizomycetes, Pezizales, Tuberaceae. The record is from RefSeq and is a predicted model, not a curated record. Gene Ontology annotation, cellular component: fungal-type vacuole membrane; PAS complex. Gene Ontology annotation, biological process: positive regulation of phosphatidylinositol biosynthetic process; protein localization to vacuolar membrane; vacuole inheritance. The coding region runs from base 493 to 1152 and encodes 219 amino acids. The transcript is spliced from 2 exons.